Molecule: messenger RNA, 1364 nt
Organism: Juglans regia (Persian walnut)
Lineage: Eukaryota; Viridiplantae; Streptophyta; Magnoliopsida; Fagales; Juglandaceae
Exons: 3
Coding region: 278-1027 (249 amino acids)
Source: RefSeq, a predicted model, not a curated record
UAGGCUAGGAAUAGUCAAUACAACCCCAACUCCUCCUCCCCCUUCCCCUUUGUAUAUGAAAGUAAUGGCUUCAGCUACACAUAUCCUCAACUUCUCUCUGCUCCGCUCUUUCUCUCUACGUCCUCGGGGUUUUCUCUUCCUUUUCCUCUAGAGACCUUCAAGUUCUGGUUCGUGGGUUUUAUGUUUUGGAGCAAAGCUACGCAGAGAGGCACUCUGGGGAGUUGCAUAUUCCAUUUUUCUUUUAUAUAUAUUGGAAGGUUAUUUUUGUUUAUGUGCAAUGGCUACGGCACCGGUGAAGUCUCAGCCACUGCACAACUUCUCCCUCCCUUUCUUAAAAUGGGGAGGCAAGAGCCACACCAACACCGCCACUCGCUGCCGCCGAACCGUCUCACCGGUUUCCUCCGAACCAGACUCCGACCAACACGACUCCGACCCGCCCGCUCGCCUCGGAUCCCGUUCAUCGCGCAACCGAUUCGGAUUCUUUCCUUGCUACCAUGCCGACAGGCCUCAGAAGCAGCCGGGGCGAGGAGAGAGCGGCGCAGAAACAGAUGACGUCGGACAUAGGAUGCUGCAACCCGCCGAGGAGGAGGAGGAGGUGGUAGAGGAAGCCGAAGCCGCGGCCGAGGAAGCGGCGCAGAAGCCGUGGAACUUGAGGCCGAGGAAGACCGUACAGAGGGGCACAAUGAUUGAGAUUCUUACGGAGAAUACCGCUAGUGCGGUGCUUGCGAUUCCAGCCGCUCCGAAGCAUCAGAGCGAAAACGCGCAGCCGAAGUCGCUGCGGCUUCGGGGGAUAGCGGCGGAGUCGCACUGCGCGGAGAAGAAGGAGAAAAGGAAGUUCUGGAUCGCGUUGUCCAAGGAGGAGAUCGAGGAGGACAUUUUUGUCAUCACUGGGUCCAGGCCCGCUCGCCGGCCCAGGAAGCGGCCCAGGAAUAUCCAGAAGCAGAUCGACAAUGUUUUUCCCGGGUUGUGGUUGGUGGGGACGACGGCUGAUUCGUAUCGGAUGACCGAAGCUCCCGCAAAGAGGUAGGAGACACGACCACAAAAAAUCAUGAUUUUGUGAACUCUUGAAAGGUUAGAGACAUUGCUUCUGCAAAAUUGAGUCUUCAAUUGGAGGUAUAAUGCAUUUUGUUAAAAAGAGGAAAUCAAGUUAUCAAUGGAAGGAAGAAAAUAAAAAAGAAAAAAGAAGAAGAGGGAUUAAUUUCUCUGUCCUUUAUUUUUUUUUUCAUUUUAUGUUGCGCAUUUGGAGUAUAUUUCUCGAAGUGCAGUUAAGUUGUCGUUUACAUGUAGUAAGUAGUUUGAAGAUGUAAACAUGAAAAUAUAGUGGAAUGAAUAUUUGUGUGUGCCUGUGUACGGUUUUGCGACUU